AAAUGAGUUUCCUGAGCCGCUUCAUCCCAACAGUAACUGCACGCACCGCUAUUCGAUUUGCAUCUAAUGGAAGGCUCUACACUAAAAAACACGAAUGGAUCGUGGUAAAUCAAUCUGUUGGAACCGUCGGAAUCACUGAUUUUGCUACGGAACAGCUGGGAGAUGUGGUAUUUAUUGAGCUCCCGGAGGCUGGUGUGGAAAUUGAGAAGGGAGAUUCUACAGGAGCGGUGGAGAGUGUCAAGGCAGCUUCUGACAUUUACGCUCCAGUGAGUGGGAAGAUUUUGGAAAAAAAUACGAAACUUGAAGAUGAGCCGGGAAUUAUCAACAAAAGCCCACUGGAGAAGGGUUGGCUUUACAGACUUGAAAUUACCAGCAACGAACAGCUCAACGAACUAUUAACUGAGGAGCAAUAUAACAAGUUCAAGAGUGAAGAAGAGGCCGAGCACUAAAUUGUUUUUUGUUGAAAGUUUUGACCUAUUUUUUUGAUACAGGUGUCACAUAGGCAACUAAU
Caenorhabditis elegans is the source of this 511-nucleotide messenger RNA. It is a transcript of the gene gcsh-1, whose product is annotated as Glycine cleavage system H protein. Gene Ontology annotation, cellular component: mitochondrion; glycine cleavage complex. The record is from RefSeq and is marked reviewed. Lineage: Eukaryota; Metazoa; Nematoda; Chromadorea; Rhabditida; Rhabditidae. The coding region runs from base 3 to 449 and encodes 148 amino acids. Gene Ontology annotation, biological process: glycine decarboxylation via glycine cleavage system. The transcript is spliced from 3 exons.